UAAAAUGGAAUUUUUCGAGAGCUUACCGGUUCAGAAACGAGAGUCGCAAGUAAAAGUGAUCACUGUGAUCAGUUUAUUCAUAACAUUUGUGCCUGAUAAAGAUUCGGAUUCGCAAUAUUUACCAGAAGUUGCUAUUCAGAUCUGUUCGGUUAUAGCUUUGGCGUUUUUGGAUUUGGUGGCUAUAGGGUACAUUUAUAAUUGCAAAGGUGAUUUAGUGGGUUCUGGUGUUAUUAUAGUAUCAUUAUUCGGGAUUGCUUUGCAGCAAGAUGAUGUGAUUGUGCAUUGGGUGGCUUUGGGUCUUGGAAUUACAACUGCUAUACUUAUGGUUAUUUAUUAUAUUAAGAAAUAUUAUAGACCAAGUGAGGAACAG
Racocetra persica is the source of this 370-nucleotide messenger RNA. Lineage: Eukaryota; Fungi; Glomeromycota; Glomeromycetes; Diversisporales; Gigasporaceae. The record is from the annotation of a GenBank genome assembly.